AUGUCCAACCAAACCAUCGUGACUGAAUUCCUUCUCCUGGGAUUCUCUGACAUGCGGGAAGAGCAGAUUUUACACUUCCUGGUGUUUCUAGUGAUUUACCUCCAUGGUGGGAAUCUUCUCAUCAUCACCAUCAUAGCCUUCAACCAGCACCUUCACACCCCCAUGUACUUUUUCCUGGGCAACUUAUCCUUCCUAGACCUCUGCUACAUUUCAGUCACGGUUCCCAAGUCCAUGUCUGACUCCCUAACCAACAACAGACUCAUCUCUUUCUCUGGAUCUGUCACCCAAGUCUUUCUGGUUAUAACUUUUACAGCAGCAGAACUGGCCUUUCUCAUGGUGAUGGCGUAUGACCGCUACAUUGCAAUCUGCCGACCUCUACAUUACAAGGUGACUAUGAACAGAGGUGCAUGUGCCCAGUUGGCAGUUGGUUCAUGGAUCAGCAGCAUGAUGUGCUCUGUAUUACACACAACUAAUACCUUUAGGUUACAUUUCUGUAGGUCCAAUGUUAUCUCUCAGUUUUAUUGUGAUAUCCCACAGUUGCUAAAGAUCUUUUGUUCAGAUAUACAUACUAAUGUGAUAGUCAUGACUGCCCUUGGAUCACUUCUAGAUGUGGUCUGCUUUGUGUUGAUAAUUGUGUCGUACAUUCACAUCUUCUCCACGGUGAUGAGAAUCCCCUCUGAGCAGGGCAGGUACAAAGCCUUCUCCACCUGCAUCCCACACCUGGUUGUUUUUUGUUUAUUUAUCAGUACAGCAUCAUUUACGUACAUGAGGCCCAGGUCGAUGUCUUCAACAUCUCUAGACCUGAUGGCUGCUGUGUUGUAUUGUGUGGUGCCACCACUAAUGAAUCCAAUCAUUUACAGUCUAAGAAACAAAGAGAUAAAAAGGUCUCUAUGGAAAAUGAUAGGCAGGAUUUUUUUUUCUCAGGAGGAAUGA
Molecule: messenger RNA, 933 nt
Organism: Mauremys reevesii (Reeves's turtle)
Lineage: Eukaryota; Metazoa; Chordata; Testudines; Geoemydidae
Product: olfactory receptor 14I1-like
Exons: 2
Coding region: 1-933 (310 amino acids)
Biological process (GO): G protein-coupled receptor signaling pathway
Cellular component (GO): membrane
Molecular function (GO): G protein-coupled receptor activity; olfactory receptor activity; odorant binding
Source: RefSeq, a predicted model, not a curated record